Messenger RNA from Stegastes partitus (bicolor damselfish), 1510 nucleotides. It is a transcript of the gene ipcef1, whose product is annotated as interaction protein for cytohesin exchange factors 1. Lineage: Eukaryota; Metazoa; Chordata; Actinopteri; Pomacentridae. The record is from RefSeq and is a predicted model, not a curated record. Bases 209 to 1438 code for a protein of 409 amino acids. The transcript has 9 exons.
CCCCCGCAACUGUAAUUUGGACCCUCGGUGGGCGUGUGUCGAGUGGCAGGACAAUUAGUGUGUACAGAGGGUUUUUAGUAGGCGGCGGGUUACUUUCACUUCACUUCUUUUCUCGUUUGCUCAUCUUUGGUAGCAUCUAGGAGUCUUCUGAGAAGCUAAGCUUAGUUUGUUGUUAUUCCUGAGUGAUUCAUAAGCAGGCAAUGGCACAAUGAGCAGAAGACGGAUCUCGGUCAAAGAGCUGGGUCAGUCAGACCACCAGGGCUGGCUGUACAGGAAGAAAGAAAGCAAGGGCUUCCUGGGUAUCAAAUGGAAGAAGUACUGGUUUGUGCUGAAGAAGACGGCUCUCUACUGGUACAGCAACCAUCUGGCAGAAAAAGCCGAGGGCUACAUCGAUCUCACCAACUUCAUGAUUGACGUAGCCAUCGAGUGCAAGAAGAAACAUGCAUUCAAAGCUUGCCACCCACAAGUCAUGAUGUUUUAUUUUGCCGCUGAAAGCCACGAGGACAUGAACCUAUGGUUAAAUAAACUUGGUCUAGCCUCCAUUCAGUAUGAGCCCACAGCAGAACGGAACACUGUAGCCGAGUGUUACAGUGAAGCCAGUGACCAUGAAGAGGCUGAAAGCACAGAGAUCCCCCCUCCACCGUACUCUGAACAGACUCUGCGGGACUCCGUGGAUGCUUCUGGUCCACCUGGUAGCACACAUCAGGGCACCCUUCCUCCCCCUUACUCCGCCGCAGUCCCCAGCGAAGCUAACGGUUCGCUCUCCUCACCCGUCAGUACGAUGACGUCGCAGAGCUCCGCCUCCUCGCUCGCCAAGCACCGGCAGUCCUGGAUGGACCUGGUCUCGCAGGCGUCUCCUCCGGUCGGGGAGACGGCAGUGGUGUGCUCAGCCCAGGUUCACUCACAUCAGCCUCCACAAGAGGAGACGGAAGAGGAGACGGUGUUGGAGAGCUUGGCCUCCCAGGACUCCUCAGAGGCAGAGUCAAAUGAGGAACACCCUGCAGCGCGGGGGGAGGAACAGAAGGCUGCAGGUGCUCAAAGCGAAGGCGAUCAUGGGAACGGCUCAGAUGAGAUGGAGAAGCUGUAUAUUCAUCUAAAAGAGGCCAGCCUGUCGCCGAUAGGAGAUCGCAAACCAUCCACAAGGAGGGAGUUCAGGGCCUCCUUCAUAAAACGCUGUAAAAACCAGACUGUCAAUGAUAAACUGCACCUCAUCAGGACACUCAACAGCACCUUAAAGUCAAAAGAGGCAGACCUGCAGACGUUAGAGCAGCUGCUGUCAGACCCCGAGCUUACUUCAGACAAGUUCAGAGCGUGGAAAGAGGCAAAUGCGCCCUUGGUGCAGGAGAUCUGCGUCCAACACGACCAGCAGGUGGCGUCGGAGGCCACAAAGGCUGCAGCAUCAGUCGUUGCUGCUCCUGUGGUGGAGACCAGCUUAUAAAGACUUUACACGACUGUUUUUUACUGUAUUUGGACUUGGAGGACUACACACACACACACACACACACACACA